GGUGUGGACUUAAAAAGAGGGCAGGGUAAAAGUGGGCGGAAGGGUAGUUUCUAGUGUUUGUGCAUUUAGACUCUGAGCCUGAAAUUAGUGUCAUUGAGAGCGGGAGGAAUUACACUUGAAGAGACAAACAGCCAUCAAACACACAGUCAUCAUGCUGAUUCUCCUCGCUGCCAUCUUUGCCCUUCACAUCAUCGGCAUCAUCCUCCUCCUGGUGGCUACUAUUGACAAUGCCUGGUGGAUGACUGACACUAUCUCCACUGACGUGUGGGCCCGGUGGAUACAGACACACGGAGUGUGGAACUACACUGAUCUUCCCACAGGCUCACACUACCCAGAAAAUUACCUCCAGGCAGUGCAGGCCAGCUCUGUCCUAGCCUGUAUAUUCUCCAUCCUGGGCAUCUUUGUGUUUGUCGCUCAGCUCUUCACCCUCAACAAAGGACAGAGGUUCACCAUCUCUGGCAUCUUUCAGUUACUCGCCUGCCUAUGCAUCAUGAUCGCAGCCUCCAUCUACACAGACCGUUUCCACAUCGAUGAGAAAAACGGCUGGUACGGACACUGCUUCAUCCUGGCGUGGAUCUCCUUUGCUCUAACAUUCAUCUCCUCCAUCAUUUACUUUGUGCUACGCAAGAAGACAGCAUGAAAAGGACACUAGAGCUUCCUCCAACCAGCUAGUGUAUAUUCAGCUACAGAUACAGCAGACCUGUUCAAUCCCUCAAAUACAUACAGUGUUUAACUGAGUCUGCUUUCAGAUAAUCAGGAUUUGGUUAUUUCUGCAGUAAAAAAAAAAAAAAAAGCAAACUCAGUCAAUCACACUUGUAUUUGGGCUUUUUUUUUUCAACCCUGAGUUUGGCCUAGAUUUCUAGUGGGCAUCUAAGGAUUAAGAAUAUUUUUGUAGUUAUCUGAACAAGAAAGGCCUUCAUGUUUAUAAGAUGAUAUGAUAAAUUAAGAUCUAGUCUAGUCUGGUCUUUCUUGUAUUGUACAUUUAAAUAUAUGGAUGUGAGUGUUGGAUAAAAAGGGGCGAGUUUAUGAUUUUAGUAUAUUGUUUUUUUUCCCAUACUAUAAUGUUAGUAUUAUUAUCUGCUCUGGUCUGACUUUAUGUAAUGUGCCACAGAUUAAACAGAGUAUAACCACAACGUGAUGCCAUCGAUUUUCAGAACGCUCGGUAAAUCUGUGCCUGUUUGAAGUCUUAAAAGUUUUCCAUUUAUAAGUCACAUGUUGUAGAUUUGCGUGUAACCUAAUGAUUAGACUAUGCAACAAUAUUAAGUUUAAAACCAUUUAUGUAAUACUGUUUGUUUUCUAACUAAUUGGGAAGACAUCAAACCGGUACUACGCCAAAUCAUAAACCAUGUGGCUCUCAGCCUGCCCUGGAACUAUCAAACCAAUAAAGUGAUAUAAAGCAGACCAUUCUGAGUUACACUCCUAUGUAUGAAACUUGCCAUCCUACAUAAAUCAACUAAUCAAAUAUCUUUUCAGACUGUAAAUCCAAUCAUACACCAAUAAUAUACCAUCCUUUCAUAUGCGCAACUGCCUUGACUCUUAGAGUGUGCGAUAUAAUGUGUAAAUACAGUACGUUGUGUUUCCCAUAAUGCUACAUAUGUCUAAUGCUGUUUUAUUUUUGCUACCGUUAUUUCUCAUUAUGGACAAUGACAAUGAUUUUUUACAAUAUUAAAACUUGAUUUUCAAACGGU
Molecule: messenger RNA, 1688 nt
Organism: Toxotes jaculatrix (banded archerfish)
Lineage: Eukaryota; Metazoa; Chordata; Actinopteri; Toxotidae
Product: epithelial membrane protein 2-like
Exons: 5
Coding region: 152-640 (162 amino acids)
Cellular component (GO): plasma membrane
Source: RefSeq, a predicted model, not a curated record